AUGGAUUCAACUUAUACACCUCAAUCGCCCGAUUUAUCAGGUUUCUUACCACCUGAUGCCAAUCCCAAUAAACGUCAGCAAACCUUUCAUCCAUUCAUCACUUCAUCGGGAACAUCAUCAUUAUCAUCAUAUGCACCUCGAUCGCCGGGAAUUCAUCAUUUUGGUAAUGGCACUAUAGGAACACCAACAUCAUCAACACCAACACCAACACCAACAUCAACAACAUCAUCAAGACUUUCUCAACCAAUACAACACCUAAAUUAUCCCCAAAUUCAAUCAAAUCAAUCACAGCAAGCACAUCAUCCACGAUUCACUGCCAAUAAUCCGGGAAAUUUAAUGAAUGAAUUUCCAGAGUAUAAUACAUUUCAUACCACAAAUCAAUAUAUGCCACCAAUUCCCGCAUUACCACCUACACAUUCUUUCGGAAGUCAAGGAACAAAUUUAACCACUAUUGGGACUCCUCCGACUACUGCGACAACUCCAACCACGGCCACGGCUCCACAAUUUUACUACCCCUCUCAUUCUCAUUCUCAUUCGGAUUCUCUUUCUCUUUCCCAUUCUCAUUCUCAUUCUCAUUCUCAUUCUCAUUCUCAUUCUCAUUCUCAUUCUCUUUCUCUUUCUCUUUCUCAUUCCCACUCUCAGACCAUCAAAUCAAAUUUGGUCAAUAAUAAUAACAAUUCACCCAUCAUUACAUCUUCUUCUUCUUCUUCUUCCGCUUCUUCUCAUUCACAACCACAACCACAACCACCACAACCUCAUUCACAAUAUCUCGAUCAAUUUCACAAUACCGAAGCGACAUUAUCUACUCAAUCCCCUUACGAUCAUCGCAUCCCUUCACCAUUCACGCUGGGCAAUGAUCCAGUAGAGAUAUAUCAGUACAACAAUAACCCUCAAAAUCCUCUCUAUCACGAAUCAUAUACAAAUCAACUGGAUACAACAACGCGACAACCUCGUCAAUCACACGUCAAAUCUCAACCCAUUACCACCGCUUCAUUCAAUCAAUCUCACACUCCUCAAUACCAACCCAAGAUGUCUUUCGCCAUAGCACCUCAACCCCCCGCGGCUCCUCCUUCGAAUAAAAAUCCAAAUCCAGAUGGAAUAGAAAUCCGCACAAAGUUCCCUGUCGCCCGCAUCAAACGUAUAAUGCAAGCCGAUGAAGAAGUAGGCAAAGUCGCGCAAGUUACUCCGGUCGCGGUAUCGAAAGCGUUAGAACUAUUCAUGAUAUCGUUAGUACAAGGCGCGGCAAAAGUGGCGAGGGAGAAGGGAGGAAAAAGAGUUACGGCAGGUUGUCUGAAGAGAGUGGUGGAGGAAAAUGAUCAAUUUGAUUUUUUGAGUGAGAUUGUGGGGAGGGUUCAAGAGGUUGUGCCGGCGGCGAAGGAGGAGAAGGAUGGAGAGGGAAAGAAGAGAAAGGCAUCGGCGGCGAAAAAGGAAGAGGGGAGUGACAGUGAAGUGGAGCCGGAAGUGGAUGCGGGUGAACCGAAGAAAAAAGGAAGAGGAAAGGGAAAGGGAGGAAGAAAGAAGAAGGUUGAGGCUGAAUCUUAA
This is a messenger RNA of Botrytis byssoidea, 1542 nucleotides long. RefSeq lists its product as uncharacterized. The transcript has a single exon. Gene Ontology annotation, cellular component: negative cofactor 2 complex; nucleus. The coding region runs from base 1 to 1542 and encodes 513 amino acids. Lineage: Eukaryota; Fungi; Ascomycota; Leotiomycetes; Helotiales; Sclerotiniaceae. The record is from RefSeq and is a predicted model, not a curated record. Gene Ontology annotation, biological process: positive regulation of transcription by RNA polymerase II; transcription by RNA polymerase II; negative regulation of transcription by RNA polymerase II. Gene Ontology annotation, molecular function: transcription coactivator activity; RNA polymerase II general transcription initiation factor activity; protein heterodimerization activity.